Messenger RNA from Fundulus heteroclitus (mummichog), 2906 nucleotides. RefSeq names its product pogo transposable element with KRAB domain. The transcript is spliced from 8 exons. Gene Ontology annotation, molecular function: DNA binding. The record is from RefSeq and is a predicted model, not a curated record. Bases 434 to 1789 code for a protein of 451 amino acids. Gene Ontology annotation, cellular component: nucleus. NCBI's taxonomy places the organism in Eukaryota, Metazoa, Chordata, Actinopteri, Cyprinodontiformes, Fundulidae.
GAAGAAGAAGAAGAAGAAGAAGAAGAAGAAGAAGUUUAAGUUUUUCUUCCUCAACUUGCCUCCAAGCAGCAGAAGCUCCAGAAGCUGUGAAGUCCAGCUGCAGAUUUGAAGCCUGGUUCCGACCCAAGAGCUUUGGAGCAGAGCGGUUCUGCGGUCCAGGAGUCCAGAACCCCCAGAGGAUCCUCCGAGGAGAAGCCCCUACCUCCUUGUUUCCUCGCUGCUUCCUCACAUUCCUUCCCUUCGGCCUGAAGGAGGAGACGAUCGCUGCUGCCUGAAGCCGCCUCACGGACACCUGGGCCGCUCAGAACCUCCUCCGGACCGGGAGAAGAGCUCCGCAGGGUGCAUCUCAGAACAUCUCUACCCAGAGCUUCAGCUGAAGAAUCAGAACAUCUGAGGACCAAAGAGGCUCUGGAGUUCAUCAGGCAGGACCAGAAUGAUGGAGGAGAACCAUGAGAUGAAGACGGGGGUGAAGGAGGAGAACCAUGAGAUGAAGAUUGAAAAGGAGAACCAUGUGAUGAAAACGGAAGUGAAGGAGGAGAACCACGAGAUGAAAACGGAAGUGAAGGAGGAGAACCACGAGAUGAAGAUUGAGGAGGAGGAGGAGGAGAACCAGAAGAUGAAGAUUGAGGAGGACGAGAGCCAUGAGAUGAAGACGGAGGUGAAGCAGGAGGAGAAUGAAGAGGUUAAAGUUGAGGAACACCAGGACCAGGAACCAGACCUCCACCCUGUGAACACCACCAACCAGACCGACCCAGCCUCCUCCUCUGGUCCCCCUGAUCUACAGGUGGGGAAAAUGACCCAGAAAAGAAAAGCUCCAGCAAACGAAGACACAGAUGAAGUUGUAAAGAAAAGGUUGGCCUAUGACCCCAGCGGUCCGUCGGUGAGCACCAGCAGCAGCCAAGAGGCAGAUUCCAUUGAUCUUCAGAUCGAUGACACAGCCACCAGAAUAGGUGCUGCACCAGCCCUUCUGGACAUUUCAUCAGUCUCAGCUGCCAAGAUAAUCAAAGGUCGACUCCAUAGCCUUGCCUCGGCCCAAUCACAGGACACCGCCACGACACUCACCGAACCCCCUCCAGACGAGUUCCAAGAUCUUGUUUUAACACAACCCGACUACGGUGUAAUACAUUCUACAGAGAGACAGUUCUCUAAGAACCCGUGCGUGUACAUGGGGAGGCUCCCUGGCAUAGAAAAAGACCCGGACGACACACGUUCCAACGGGAGAAGACGACCGCUGACAGACCAGGGUUCUAAUAACGGCGCGCUGGUGUUAGAGUCCAGUCGGCUCCACACCCCCCCACCUCCACCUCCACGUCUCACACCUCCACGUCUCACACCUCCACGUCUCACACCUCCACGUCUCACACCUCCACGUCUCACACCUCCACGUCUCACCGCUCCACCACCGGCUGCUGGCUGGUGGCGCCUAGCCUCCCGCUACGGUCAUACCUCACUGGUACCGCGGGGCUUCCCGCUACGCCGUGGUCAAGCUAGAGGGCGACUUUUCGCCCAUGUCAGACGCACUGCUGCGCAUCUAACUCUGACCUCACGGUAUGCAAGAUUCCCCUUAAAAAAGAAAAAAGUACUGAGUGUCGAAAAGCUACGAUCGACAUUGAAAACCCUUCAACGAGCGUUUGAUGUUGCAAAAUCCCGCAUGGAAGCCAUUCAAAGAAUUUUAAAAGUGACUGCAUCGAUAUUAGACCGGAUACCGACAUCUACAGACCAUGAAAAGCGAGUUAAGUCAAGAGCUCAGAUGUUUCUGAGAGCGGGUAUGAUCCUGCUGGACGACUGACAUGACAUUAACUAAUUAAAGCGUGACCUCUGUAACUGUGGAUAAUCAGGAGCUGGAUUUUAGUGAAACUGUGAAAGCCGUUAAUCAUCUUCAAAAUAUACUGUUCAUGUAUCAGACUCCUGCAGACGGCUUCAGAUUUAAACAAUCCUCCCUCUCAACCGCCCAGUGAUGACAAUGUUCAAGGCUCAGCCCUUGUAGAAGCAGCCGGUGUCAGCAGCAUGGCGGCCAUAUCCACCAGGGGGCAGCAGAGAGCGCUGACCACACUCAGGAAACUCAUCCACCCCUUAAUGAAUGUUAACAUUUCGAUGUUACUGAAAUAAGUCGUCCUCUCAGCGUGACUGCCUCUGCAGUAAUCAUCUGUGUGUCUCUAUUAACCCGCCACACGUCUUCAACCCGUCACCUAGCCCAGAGCUCCACAUGUUCAAUGACACGCAUUACAUUAGUGGUGAGGACGUACCUCGAAAUGUUGAUGCAACGCUAGACGAGCAUCAGUGGGACAUUCAGCCUCGCCUUACGGAUGAAAAGCUUGACGAUGAACUUUUUUGUUUUUAUGAUUUUUUAAUUUUGAGUGUAUGAUCGCUUUCUGGUCUGUACCAAAACAUUGAAAGGACAAGUUUGUUACGCUUGUGGGUUGAACUGCUUCAUUUCAGGAAACCCGGGUACAAGGUUUACUGUUGGAAUUAUUUUACUAUUCUAUGUUUUUUACUUUAUUUACUGUGUUCAUUGCAUUUAUCACAUUUACUCAUUGUUAUUAGAAAGGGUUUUAAGGUUUGAGUUUAUUCAGAUAGUGUUUUUUUUUUCAGAUGACUAAUAUCUCUUAUGUAUUAUUGUGUUUAUUAUUGUCAUUUAUUUACUGGAGCAUAUGCUUCAUCCUACCUCAUACUGUGUUUCUCUGUCUCUUAUUAUUGUAUAAAGCCUGAAGAGAUGACUCUUUUUCCAAGAACUGAACUGUGAACGGUGUUGCAUUAUCUUGAAUGUCACAUCAUAAUGAGUUUUUUUGUAACUAAGGAAGUCUCUGAACACAAUAAAGAGAGAGGAGGUACAGGAUGUGUUAUCAGAGCAGUAGGAGUUGUAACUGAGCACAUCUCUGCUGUUCUCCUCUCACAUAGUAACCAAA